AUGCAUUCACAGUGUGGGUCAAAAAUUUACACGCACCCACGGGGGAAUCUCAAGUCCACUGCAGCGGCAGUCGGUACGGUAGCUACGAAGAAAUCCUUCCAUUUCGUUGCUCUUCCAAAGGACGGGAUCAAUAGUCGUAGACACCGGAAUAUUCAACAUUCAUUCUCGUGUCCUGCUGUUCCACCUUUCCUGGCGGUUGCUCUCGAUGAUGGCAUCAAAGAAGGAUCGAUCGUCUGGCCGUUGCUCUUGGUUGGCUACAAAAUCGUCGCGACACCCUGGAUUGCAGAAUCCCACCACAAAGCAGCGAUAUGUCGUCAAGGAAUCCGCUGCCACUGGCUUUCCCGAUCGGGGACAGGACUUGUUGAUACAGCUACUCGUCUCCAUCGUUGCGUGCGUUUCAAAUGA
Seminavis robusta is the source of this 405-nucleotide messenger RNA. The record is from the annotation of a GenBank genome assembly. Lineage: Eukaryota; Bacillariophyta; Bacillariophyceae; Naviculales; Naviculaceae.